This is a messenger RNA of Oryza sativa Japonica Group (Japanese rice), 2560 nucleotides long. The record is from RefSeq and is a predicted model, not a curated record. NCBI's taxonomy places the organism in Eukaryota, Viridiplantae, Streptophyta, Magnoliopsida, Poales, Poaceae.
UCUUCACCCUCCUCUCUCUCUCUCUCUCUCUCUCUCUCUCUCUCUCUCUCGCUCGCAUUUGCUUGCGAUUCCCAAAUCCCGAUGCCUCCUCUUGGCAACUAGCCCCCUCCUCCUCCUCCUCCUCCGCCUACGACUGCCAAAUCCCCUCCUCCACCCGCCUCCGCAUCUCCGCCAUGUCGUCGUCGGCCUCCUCCACCCCUCGCGCCGGCGGCGGUGGCAGCGGCGGGAGCCAGCACACGCCGCCACUGCCCCCGGCGCCGCAUGGGAACGGGCAUGGUGGCGGCGGCGGAGGAGGAGGAGGAGGAGGAGGCGCGCACGUGCGGCUCAUGUGCAGCUUCGGGGGACGCAUCCUGCCGCGCCCGGGCGACCACCAGCUCCGCUACGUCGGCGGGGAGACCCGCAUCGUGUCCGUCCCGCGGGCGGCGACGUUCGACGCCCUCGUCGCGGCGCUGGCCAAGGUCGCCCCCGCGCUCUUCCCGGCGGGCGGGCCAUCCCCGGCGCUCAGGUACCAGCUCCCCCAGGACGACCUCGACGCGCUCAUCUCCAUCACCUCCGACGACGACGUGGACAACCUCAUCGAGGAGAUCGACCGGUUCCAGGGCCUCGCCGCCGCCUCCAUCAAGCCGCCACGCCUCCGCCUCUUCCUCUUCGCCUCCUCGCCCGCCGACCACGCCUCCGCGGCCGCCUUCGGCUCCGUCCUCUCCGGCGCCGGCGGCGACUCCUCCUCCGACCAGUGGUUCGUCGACGCGCUCAACGCCCCCGCGCCUGCCCCCAUCGAGCGCGGCCGAUCCGAGGCCUCGUCGAUCAUCUCCGAGGUCCCCGACUACCUCUUCGGCCUCGACACCACCUCCGACGAACCCAGCCCUGGUCCCGGAGGAGCCCGCCCCAAGGUCGACACGGAGAUGGCCCACGUCGAGGACGACGCGCCGGUUCUCUCGCGGGGGACGCCGCCUGCCCCGUACGUCACCGAGAGCGCGCCAUGGCCGGCCCCGCCGCCGCCGUACAUGACGCAGCAGGUGUACUACGUCCCCGUGCGCCCGGUCCACUACCUCGAUCCGUCUUCGCAGGGCGGAUACAUGCCGGGUCCAGUCUACCACAUUGUCGGUGGCGGAGGAAGCGAGGCGCGGGGAGAUCUCUACUCCACCGGGGGCAGUGUCUCCGCCGCCGCCGGCGUCGGCGGCGUCUACGGCGUCCCGCACCCCAUGCAGCCGUUCCCGCCGAUGAUGUACGGGCACGCGCCGCCGCCCGGCGCGGUGGUCUACUCGUCGGAGGGGAAGCCGCCGAUGGAAGGUGGGGCCCACGCCUCGUAGGCCCCGCAAGUGGAGAGGAGGGAGGGAGGCAGAGCACGGCGCGGAUGAGCUGUUUCCCUGGAGGAGCUGGUCCUGAGCUCUUCCAUCCUCGUGAUUGCAUAUGCCUUAUUCUACUAAGGAUUUUUGCAUUGCCAUUGCCGUGUGGUGAAUUCUUAUUUUUAUUCUUCUUCUUUGGAUGGCUUAUGUGGGUUGCUGUAUAGAUGAGGGAGGUGGAGGAUGGGAUUGAUAUUGCAAUUUUCGUCAAGUGAAAAUAGAUUUGCUAUAGUUAUUAUAUUUAUAAUAAUAUAUUAUAUAAGAGUAAGUACAUCUGGUGUGAUUAAGUAGUAGCAAGUUAAUGUAAUAUGGGAUUCAUAUGUUCUAUGUGGUUCCUACCUGAGGAAGUCAAAAUUUUGUGUGCUGCUGGAUGCUUGAUGGAUUAAAAUGUAAACAAUUCCUGUGAUUAUAUCCAUUUUCCAGAUGAGUGCUGCACUGGAGAGAGAGGCCACUGGCUUUGAUCCAGAGAUCAAUUUUGAUUCGUUUGCAUUGGUAAUUUGUCCAUUCUGUUUGUCAAUUCUGAUCUGUUGGUUUUGAUUAUUUGAUGGCUGUUUGCUGAUGUUAGAUUCUCAACUGCCCAUCUUUUCGAAGCAUUGUCUGUGGACUUUGAAUGGCAUGUAAAGUUUAACUUUUCUUCAGAAUGAAAUGAAUAGAGAAAGGAAUGUUCGGUUAUGACUUAGAACAAAAGGAAAGUUCCAUUUCUGAAGAGAAAAGCUACGUCCAUCCUUCAGAAAUCCACAAGCCAGCAGUGGCCUAUGUACCUUUUUUUCCCAUAUAAAUAGGUUUCAGAAAUCAUUUUUCCAUAGAAAGAGAACCAGGCCAACUUAUGUUUCUCAAGGUCAAAACAAAUCAAACUCAUGCAAUUGCUCUGAAACAAUUCUCUAUAUAUGCUAUCUUAUGCCCUGAAUUCUUCAGUCUUUCAGUUUCAGAGUGUAGUGCAGAUGCAGAAAUGCCCAUAUUCAGGAAGACAUCUAAGGUAUGAUCUGCUAUAAAAGAGUAUCCAUCUCACAGAUUCAUAACCCUCAAAAAGGGUUACUUAUGCAGUGAAAAGGGUUUUAUGCUCUUUCAUACAGUGUGACAGUGUGUGUACAUAUAAUUUGGAAAAACAAAGUGAAGAUGGAUUUACAGCAGCGUUUCUCAGAUACAGCGGACUUAUAGCUACAAGCUGAUCACACAAGUGAACUUUGCUGCUGAUGAUGAUAUGGAUCAUGUUGUUA